AUGACCAUGCAUCAGGACAGCAGUAAGAGCUUGGAGUGCUGUGGCAUCAGCUUCCAAAACAAGGCUGCUCUUCGAGAUCACAACUCUAUAUUUCACCGAGGAGGCUACAGAUGCCAGAUAUGCUCCAGAAACUUCUGCCGAAAAGCUUUGCUUCGACGACACCUGACUGUUCACAGCGGCCAGAAAGAUUUCUUCUGUGAAAUUUGCGGCUAUGCUACCAGUCACAAAAGCAACCUGGAGAGGCAUCAGAAGGUACAUACCAAAAAGGAGCCGACAACUGAGGUACUUCGAAAACGUAGCACAGCGACAGAAAAUCUUCAACUUGGUACAGCAUCUUUUUUGUCACGAGCCAUUCUGAAUUCACAGGCUCAAAGUAUGUGCUACCAAGUGCCUGGUGUCACUUCAGCUUUGCCCAGUUACGAAACUGCCAACAAAUCCUUCAUAAUCGAUGGAGCACUAAAUCAGAAAUCACAGUUUGCAGCGUUCACUGUGGAAUCGGCAGAAAACUACAUGAACAAACUACAGAUAUUGUCAAGUUUGAAAAACUCUCUGCAUGACAAUAUUCACGUGAACUCAUACACAAAGAACAAUUAUGACUGCGAUGACAAAAAUAUAAAUGUGAAACGGGAAGACGAAGAAGGGCCAGUUCCUAGCAUACAUAUUAACACUUACUAA
Candidula unifasciata is the source of this 675-nucleotide messenger RNA. Lineage: Eukaryota; Metazoa; Mollusca; Gastropoda; Stylommatophora; Geomitridae. The record is from the annotation of a GenBank genome assembly.